Molecule: messenger RNA, 1282 nt
Organism: Physella acuta
Lineage: Eukaryota; Metazoa; Mollusca; Gastropoda; Physidae
Source: RefSeq, a predicted model, not a curated record
UCGGUAGGGAGGGAGAUGUGUUCUGUAUAUCCGACCUUGCGAGAGGGAAAGGACAGAAGGACAGCUAGUCCCACGUGACGUCAUUCCUAAACUAUCGAGCUGACUGGAGCCAUCGUCUGCAAGUCUCCCGUCGUCUUCACACAGAAAAUGUCGAAGAACGUUCCAGAAGAAGCACCCCAGGGCCUGACCCAGACAAAGAUCGCCGAGAAACUUCUCAACGACAUCAAACAAUACGACAAGAGCCGGGACAUUCGCGUGCCCAUAGCCCUGUCUGUUGCCAUAGUAGCAGGGGCUGCCACAUUAACAGGUGUGAUUGCUGUCUACACCAUGGGACUGUUGGACAACUAUCGUGGGGGUGUGGCGGCCUACUGGCUCACAUGUGCCCCGUUCUGCUUCCCUGUCAUUACCGGAGUGGGCGUUGCUUACAAACGCCAGAUGUCAAACGUCGGAGUUCACAUGUUGCUGUUGGUGGCUACCAUCGUCACUGGUGGCGUCGGCUACUUCUUCUCUGUUGAUCCCAUCUACAACCACAGGGCCAACUGCACCCGUGUAAGCAGUGAGGUCAAGGACUGCCAGAGAGACACGAUUGUCGGCAUCUACAUCGUCACUGGCGGGCUGUCGUUUGCUUUCUGUUGUCUGGGCGUCCUCUUCACUGGCCUGGCCUGCACGUGCGCAGUGAAACGCCGGAACAUCCGGUUUAACCGUGAGAAAGAGGAGAUGGAGAGGAGGGAGAGAUUGGCGCUGGAAACAAAAAACGCCAACAAGAAGUUCACCAACACCAUCCUGCUGCCUCCUGGUCAACCCGCACCCAGCAAGUCUAGCCUCAAUCUGGCCGCCAUGACCGCCCCACCGCUGGCCGCCACACCCCUGGCCGCCCCACCCCUGGCAGCCCCACCCCUGGCAGCCCCACCCCUGGCCGCCCCACCCCUGGCCACCACACCAGCACCUAACACCAAGGAAAACCCCGAGAGCAUUGUUUCUAUAAAUAGCACCACGCGCUUGUAGCAGUAUAGGGCUCAAGGUCAACCAAUUGCCGGACAUAAAUCAACUUUAUGGUCGGAAAAAUUCCUUGUUCUUUACGUUUUGUGAUGAAAAAGGAGAAGAAAACUUUCAAUUUUCUUCAGUCACUGGUAGAUGAAAAGACGUCAUGAUUGGAUUACAACGACCUUGGCCUUCAAGAAUAUCCCAGCGACACAGCGGGAGACAAGAUGAACCGACCAAUCAAAUUACACACCUUCACACACACACACACACCUUCACACACACACACACCUUCACACAC